Messenger RNA from Zonotrichia albicollis (white-throated sparrow), 8793 nucleotides. NCBI's taxonomy places the organism in Eukaryota, Metazoa, Chordata, Aves, Passeriformes, Passerellidae. The record is from RefSeq and is a predicted model, not a curated record.
GUCCUUUCUGUUACCAACAACACAGAAUGUGCGAAGCUGCUGGAGGAAAUCAAGUGUGCACACUGCUCACCUCACGCUCAGAACCUAUUCCACUCACCUGAGAAAGGGGAAACUCCUGAAAAAGAACUAAUGCUUCCCUACCUGUGCAAAGACUAUUGUAAAGAGUUCUAUUACACCUGCAGAGGUCACAUACCAGGUUUCCUCCAAACUACAGCUGAUGAGUUUUGCUAUUACUAUGCAAGAAAAGAUGGUGGUGUGUGCUUUCCAGAUUUUCCAAGAAAACAAGUGCGAGGGCCAGCUUCUAACUCCCUGGACCACAUGGAAGAAUACGACAAAGAGGAAGAGAUCAGCAGAAAACACAAGCACAACUGCUUCUGCAUUCAGGAGGUUGUGAGUGGACUGAGGCAGCCUGUUGGAGCAGUACAUUGUGGGGAUGGAUCCCAUCGCCUCUUCAUUCUUGAGAAAGAAGGAUACGUGAAGAUCUUCACUCCCGAAGGAGACAUACUCAAGGAACCUUUUUUGGAUAUACACAAGCUUGUUCAAAGUGGAAUAAAGGGAGGAGAUGAAAGAGGACUGUUAAGCCUUGCAUUCCAUCCCAAUUACAAGAAAAAUGGAAAGCUGUAUGUGUCUUAUACCACCAACCAAGAACGGUGGGCUAUUGGACCUCAUGACCACAUCCUUAGGGUCGUAGAGUACACAGUAUCCAGGAAAAAUCCACACCAAGUUGACAUGAGGACAGCAAGAGUGUUUUUAGAAGUAGCAGAACUCCAUCGAAAACAUCUAGGAGGACAGCUUCUGUUUGGCCCAGAUGGCUUCCUAUACAUUUUUCUUGGAGAUGGCAUGAUCACUCUAGAUGACAUGGAGGAGAUGGAUGGUUUAAGUGAUUUUACAGGUUCUGUAUUGCGCCUCGAUGUCAAUACUGACCUGUGCAAUGUCCCUUACUCCAUCCCACGGAGCAACCCACACUUCAACAGCACCAACCAACCUCCUGAGAUUUUUGCACAUGGACUCCACAAUCCAGGCCGGUGUGCUGUGGACCGGCACCCAACCGAUGUAAACGUCAAUUUAACUAUACUUUGUUCAGAUUCAAAUGGAAAGAACAGAUCUUCAGCAAGGAUCUUACAAAUAAUUAAGGGCAAAGACUAUGAGAGUGAGCCCUCCCUUCUAGAAUUCAAACCCUUCAGCAGUGGCUCCCUGGUUGGUGGAUUUGUGUACCGGGGCUGCCAGUCGGAGCGGCUCUAUGGAAGUUACGUGUUUGGAGACCGCAAUGGAAAUUUUUUAACACUGCAACAGAGUCCUGCAACCAAACAGUGGCAAGAGAAACCCCUCUGUCUUGGCAACACUGGCUCAUGUAGAGGUUUCUUUUCAGGCCCUGUCUUGGGAUUUGGAGAAGAUGAAUUAGGUGAGAUUUACAUAUUAUCAAGCAGUAAAAGUAUGACACAGCCUCACAGUGGAAAACUCUACAAGAUUGUUGACCCAAAAAGGCCUUUAGUCCCUGAAGAAUGCAAAAGAACAGCUCAGCCUGCACAGAUACUGACAUCUGAAUGCUCAAGGCACUGUCGGAACGGGCACUGCACUCCCACAGGAAAAUGCUGCUGUAAUCAAGGCUGGGAAGGAGAGUUCUGCAGAACUGCAAAAUGUGACCCAGCCUGUCGACAUGGAGGUGUCUGUGUAAGGCCCAAUAAAUGCUUGUGUAAAAAAGGCUAUCUCGGCCCCCAGUGUGAACAAGUGGACAGAAACAUCCGAAGAGUGACAAGGGCAGGUAUUCUGGAUCAGAUCCUAGACAUGACAUCCUAUUUGCUGGAUCUAACCAGCUACAUUGUAUAGUUUCUGGGACUAUUUGGAAACUCCACUUUCAGCGGGCAUUUGUUUUGAAUCCUGUCGUUUUUGAAAGACUGUUAUCCUGCAACAAACACCGGUGAUUUGAUUUCCUUUAUUAAUUUAAGUGUAAUAUCCACCAAUGUGCAGAAAAAUCCCCUGUAUGUGUGUAAAUAUUCCUGCACGUCUCCACAGGCGUCCCGAUAUCCAAUAUGUGCACACAUACACACGCAGCCGCUAUCACAAAUACGGUUUUGCAGAAAGUGGAAUCUUUUUUAAUAUUUAUUUCUUCAUGAGAAAUAGUUUACGAAGCAAUUCCACUGUAAAACAUAUUUUUGUCAAAGGACUUUGCUGAUGUCUUAAUGGAUUCUUUGACAUCCCAGAAAUCUCGUUCCUGUACCUAUCUGAUUAUAGCAGUGAGAAAGCAGUUUCCAAACAUCGCUGUAUAAACUGCUGGACUUAAUAAAAUCCAGUUGUAACAGUUUCUAAGGUAAACUGAACUCCAUCAUGAGACAAUAUUUCAGAACUGCUUAAUGCAUUCCUAUCUAGGCAAUUCAUUGUAAGACUGUAACCUUCACUUUCAUCAAUGUAACUCUAUUACAGAAUGUUAUUUCUUUAUCUAGCAUAGAUGCAAAAAUCUGGUUAUCGCAGCUUAAUAUCAAGAUUGUUUCAAGUGUUUAAUAAUUAAAUUAUAUUCGCAUAUUUCAAAACCAGUCAUCCUAGAAGGUCUGCUUUUUAUCAUAUAUUUUAUUUAACGAUGGGCACUGGGUUCAUGUUACAUAUUUAUAUUAUUUUAUUUUAUUUUUAUAAUAUAGACAUCACCUAGAUGAGACAGCUUUACCAUGUCCUGUAAAAUACUAAAGUUACAUUUUUCACCAAGGUAAUUGGAAAGACUGGGAAAGAGAGAGCAAACACACACUUCAAUGUGUUGUGGAUCUAAUCUAGAAAUGUACCCUUGUGUCAACUUGUGUUCAUUUACAGUGGAUGAGAAAAAAAAGCAAACGCCCACCAACCCUAAUAAAAUUGCAGCAUGUGUUUCAAGUGUCCAUAAAGUGAUUUUCACUGUAGCAGGACAGUGCAAGAGGCAGAUUCUGCCCAUGCCACACUGAACGGGGUGUCCCAGGGAAAGAGCUCUCAUGAGCAGGGGCUGCCUGUGCACAGUGUCACUUAUACAAAACCUACAGCAGCUCUUGCCAACUGUGGUUCUAAGUGUUCCUUGGAGAGCCAAGAAAACCAAGUGUUUGUAAAUGCAUCAAUAAAUGUGGUGUACGUGCUGUAGCCAGGUUUUCUAAGGUAUUAAUUAAUUAGAUGUAUCUGCAGAACUGGUGCCCCCUUAUCUCCAGCUCUACUGGCAGUUUCUUUGUUCACUGCUUACCAACUAUCAGAUUUCCUUUGCACUACCUGCAAACUGCCUACUGCAGCUUUUACAGAAUCUUGCCUAAGAAAAGAAAGCAGAGCAGCCCCAGUGUGCACAUCCUGUGGUCCUUAGAAGCAGCUGCUCAUGCAUCAUAGAUUGACAACACUUUAGCCAAACAGAUCUAAAAGACUUUCCCCAUGUUACACUCCAGCAGUAAAAUCAUCUCUCCAGGGCAGCAGCAUGCAACAAAUUUUCCUUUAUAGAAAUUUGUCAGUGUUCAUUUAGUGAGUAUUAAAUCUGAAAUUACAGCAUAACCAAUACUUGCAUUUCUGUGUCUCACACAUUCCAGCUCUGAGGAACAGACAAUUUGCCUUCCAUAUAUGUUUGCCUGGGUUUCAGUGACCUCAUGCCAAAUGGAAAUUGGUUGAGAAAUCUUGGUUAAGUGCUCAGAGAACAAUGGUCUGCAUUAAAAAGUGCAUGCAUAAUUUUGCACAAUGUAGAUUCAACUGACAGUCCAUUGAAAGACAUCUUGGGAUUAAAUGAGCAUGAAGACCAAAUUGCCCUCUCACCCCAGAAAAGGGUGGUCCCUUAUAGUCACACGAACACUUCAUUGGCUAAGCAGUGUGACCAAUCUUAAAAUGAACCCUGUGGUAGCAUCUGUAGGUUAAUAGCAGCUCUUUGUCUCCGCUGCUUUCUGCCUUUAGUCUUUUCCCUGAAUUCCAUCACAAAAAGUUCUACAAUUAAAAAAUGUCCUGACAACCAUUUUUGUAAAUUGACCUUAGCAUCUAAUCUUUCCUUAUUCAACGUGGGUGACAAAAAUGUGAACUUCUCAUGAAUGAGCCAGCUGUCUAAAUCUGUCACAUAGCACGGUUUUAUUACACUCUUCAUAGUCAGCAAGGCAAGAAAGUCGCUGAAGUAUUUUAGCAACGUUGAAAUAUCCGACAGAGAUAACAUCUUUAACACUUUCUUCAAUGAAAUAUAUUUAAAAAUAAACCCAACUUUAACUCUACUGUGACAUGUUGUUUUCAGCAACCAGCUGGGGAGACAUGAUAGCUCUUUUCUCACUGCUUAGUGCCUUAAAAAAUACCCCAGAUGGCACCUAAAUUGGAGUUCACAAUAAUAUAUACAUGCCACAGUCAUGCAGAGAACAGAAAACAAUGAUCUUGGAGUUUUGAUCUUAAUAAUAAUGAAAAUUUAGUUUGCUAGUGAAAUCUGAAAAUAAACAUCCAGUAAGAGCUAAGAAUUAAAUCCAGGCUUCAUUCAAAUCAACAGCAAAAACUCACAUCGACUGUGCUGCACCCAGAAAAUCACUUUCAAAUUUAAGCAAAAUUUAAGCAAAAUUCUUCAGGUUGUUUUAUUAAAAAAAAAAAAUCUGCUCUGAAUCAUUCCAUAAAAACUUCAAAAUUAAGGAAUAAUCUAAGUGAAGUUCUGAGGGAGAGAGGAGAUAGUUUGUGAAACUGUUUUGAUUCAUUUUUAUUUUUGAUUAUCUUUUAUAUUGUGUGAAAGCAGGCAUGUGCAUUAAGCCCACAUGUUCAUAGGAAGUCCCAGUGGAAAAGAAGUAUUCUCAUAAAAAAUAAAAAGAAAGAAAAAAAUCCUAGCUGCUUAUUUAUCAAAAGAAAUUAUACUAUUAAAAAGAGUGAGCAAACCCCAGGCCUAGCCACCCAAGAUGCUGAUAUAAAAAGGGCAACUGCAGUAAUUGCCCUGAGAAUUGGCAUACAAAAAUAAAAAAAGGGUCUGUAGAAAGCCUGUUGCCAGUUAGGUCAUUCUGCAGCCAUUCUCACACAGCCUCCGAGAGUGUCCCAGAAUAAAACUGAGCUUAUAAAUGAAACUAGAUAAAUGAGGCAAUUAGAUAAGGGCCUCCAGAAGGGAUUUUCUGUAUGUGUUCAAGUUGUCUCUGUCUCUGUGUCUCUCUCUCCUAAUCUUUUAUUCCAUUCAUUUCUUCCUUUAUUCGGAGCUACUGCCUCUCUGUUCCCAACACAUUGUACAUCUCAGGCAUUCUUUCAGCCUUUCUGCUGCUCAAGGAGAACAAACCUACCUGCUGCAAGAAACAUGACUCUCCCUGAUGCCUGCUAGUGUUAAACCCCUGCUUUAUUAUUUUGGGACAGAAAGCUCAUCUUUCUCUUUUUACAUGCUGCUGAUCAGAAAGAAGGCAUAUUACUGGAAUAUAAGGAGAAACAUCUUUACAAAGACAAAAAGAUGUUAUACAAAAGCAGCUCCAAAUCAUUUCACUCCAUUUCAGAGAAACAGUAAACUCAUUUUUCUACUGCACCCCAUAAGAAAUACUAACUCAAAGCCUUCCCCUCUGGGAAUAAAUUUAUUCUGUUAACAGACAGGGACUCAGAUCCAAACCCUUUUUUCCUUUAAAUCCUCACACAUUAUUCUAUUUCAUGCAAACAAAGUGUAAGUUAGGUAUAAAUAAGAAUAUAAAUUCUGUAUCACAGACAAGACACCUCUCCUUCUCCUUCUCUCUUCCUUUCACUCACUUGUCCACAUUUGGUUUUGCAGCUUCUUCCUUUCUAGACCCACAGCAAACAUCAGCAAUCCCUGGUUGCUGCAGGUGCUAAUUAAUUUUGAAAGUGCCUGACAGAUGUGUGCAUCAACAUCUUCCCUUUUAUCUUUUGGACAUUCCACAGAAUGUUGUUAUUUUAUAGUGACUUUCAGCACUGUGUCUUAGCUGGGCACUCACAGUCCAGGAGUUCCAGCCUCACACAGCUCAGGCACAAACAGACUGGAGCUGGAGGAAGGCAGAAAUCACUUCAGUCACUGUGCUUAUCACAAAUUUACCCAUUGCAAUCUACUUAACUGAAAAACAGAAUGAUAUCCCUGGCAUGAUGGAAUUUAGCUUUUCAGUACACAUUUUCUCUAAUUUGGCUUGAGAAACAAGGACCUUUUCCUGUAAAAUUAUGCAAAAUGGAGAUGCUGGAAAUAUGAAGAAGUAAUUCCACAGGUGUAAAGUUGCACUACGGUGAAAAUGAGUUUUCAUACAUCUAAUUCUAAUUGCAUCCAUGAAAUAGGCAUUUAUAAGAUUAGAUUGCAUCCAUGAAAUAGGCAUUUAUAAGAUUAGUUCUACGUGGAAAAAACAAGUCCAACGACAGUCUGUUCUGCUAAUUUCUCCUUAAUCAUGUAAAUUCUCAUGCAUUUUAAUUUACUAUCCUUUAGAUUAUCUGUGUAUCACUUUAAUUAGGAAUUUUGCCAUUUUGAUCUUCUGUCCAAUUUAAAAGGUGUCCUUUGUCUUGGAAAAAACCAAAAGGAAGCCAAGUGGUAAAUUAAAACUAAUUAUUUUAAUUUUUCAAUAUUAAAAAAAAGUAAAAUACUCAUAAAAAAUGCAACCAACCCUUCAAAUUUAAUUCCAAUUUCCAGAAAUUUUGUACCAAAUAAUCUGGGUUCUGGCUACAAAAACCUGAUAAAUAUUCCCCUAAGUAGUUUCAGUAAAAAAUGUUUCAGAAACAUUGAAAAAAUUAAGUCUGUUUUGCUGAAAAGUUUUAUUUUUUCAACAAGAGAGUAAUUCAGUGAAAUAAGGCACGUACUUUUUGGGAUGUAGGUGUGAAACAGCAGAAGCCACCUGAAAGCUUAGUACAGGAUUACUUUAAUCUUUGAGGGCGUGACUCCAAGCCCAUUGAUGUCAACUGAUAAUCUCCUAUUGACUUCAUUAGUUAUAGGAUUAAGCCCUUAAAAGAUAUCCACUUAGCUGGCAGAAGAUCUUAACUUCAGACACCAGUGCACACAUGACCUCUCCAUGUCUGCAUCUGCAGCACUACACCAGUGUGUGGUGGAACAAGAGUGCAGCCCCAGCCCCACUGAGCUUUCCAAUCCUCCUGGGUUUCCUUAGAGGUGUUGCCAGCAUUUCCACAAAAACCGCCUGACUUCUCGAUGCUUUUAAAAUGUCCAGCUGACGUUAAAGCUGAGUGAGUCUCCUGCUUCCCUGAGCUCUCAGAACUGGGAAAGUAUCAUCAAAGUGAUCAUUCUAUGCUACAGACAUUCACCAACAUUUAAUAUUCUGGUUUAUAUGCAAAUAGUUUGUAUCCUUACCUAUUGUGUACUGCACACAGCCAGGCUUCCAGAAACAAAAUUGUCAGACAUUCUUGCACAGACAGUAAACUGCAUUACUGGAGAAGAGAUUUACUUCUACUGAUAAGAAACAACUUUCCAUCUGUUACUACCAAGAGGAUCCAGUGUAUCAUAUAGCAAAGGUCCUUCUAUGGUCUACAAGAUUUUCCUAUUUAUUUUCAUUUUGCAAUGAAGUAAAAACUAUUUUAAGGAAAAAAAUGCUUAAAUUCUCAGGAAAUUUCAGAAAGGCAACAUCAGCUAAAGCAUGUGAAUAUACACAAUGGCUGUGCUCACAGUAUUCUUGGAAAGAAGGCAGAGAGAGUGGCUGCUUUCGAGACAGGUUUUUUAUGGAGGAUACAUUUUACAGUAGGACAAAGGGUGUUUUGCAUCACAAGGCAGUAACAAACAAGCCCAUUUUCUGAAUUUUCCUAGGAGGAGCUGCUAAAAAGAAAAUGUUCUAGGCAGUCAAAACUGGUGUGCAAAGUCACUUUAAUUCAUAUCAAGACACACUGAGACCAGAAACCACCUGGUAUUGAGUCACCAGAUGCAGCUUGUAGUGGGCUCCAUUAGUACCAGGAGCAGUAACCCUACCCUGUGAAUUAUCCAGAAAUGCUAUUAGCUGUCCCCCACAAAUUAUACUGCAGAAUUAAAACUUCAAUUCCCCUUUGAGAACAAUUAGAUUGUAAUGGGAGCCAAGCAGAAAAGGAAAUAACAAACUUCUGUCACUUGAGAACAUUACUGUAGUGGCAUUCCCCUGUUCAACUAGUUUUAUUUCAUAGCAGCUGUCAGGUGCUGUAUGUACAUUUGAAAUGUGGGAAAAUAGCUUAGAAAAUAUCACUCAAAGUAGGUUUAAGCAUCUUCUGUAAACUGAAUUACACUACUAAGCAUAUACAGGCACUGAUCUAGCUGGGAGCACACAAGUAAUUGUAAGCAUAUGAACCUCACUGAAGUCAUGUGCUUAACAUUAUUAAUAUAAUUAAUAUUUUCUUGGUUUGAGACCUUACAAGUCUUUGCAAGUCUACCUAUACAGACUCUCUAUGCUAUAUGUGCAGUUCUUUUUAGGGAGACAGCAGGACUGAAGUUCCCAACAAGAGAAUUUAGUUGCUGUCUGUCACAAAUUCUGUAUAACCUGAAAUCAUUGCAUCUUUGUGCCUCCACUUCCCAUCCAAAAAUUAGUGAAAUCAAUCCUUGUAAAAGCGCUUUGAGCUCUUCAAAUGAAAAGUGCUAUAAAAACUACAAAUUAUUAUUAUAUUAUUGAACACCAUGUAUGUAUACACACUAUUAUGUAAUAUAUAAUAUAUGUAUAAUGCAUAUAAAUUCUAACAAAUGUAUUUGUGUAAUAUCUGAGAAAUGGAACAGUUGUAUCUGGAAGUGAUAAAUACAUAGAGUUGGAUUUAUUGUUAAUCUGUGGAUUUAAUGAUUUUUUUAGACAAAAGGAUGUUUAAGUGUAUAAUUGCUUUUCUUAAUUUAAUAUAUUUAUGUAAAUGCAUGCCUGAAGUUCUGAUUAGAUAGUUAUUCUGUGUCCCUUAAGCUAAUAAAAUAUAUUAAACUUUAUCUUACUGUAUAAGGUA